Babesia ovata is the source of this 5838-nucleotide messenger RNA. RefSeq names its product vacuolar sorting-associated 8 homolog, putative. The coding region runs from base 1 to 5838 and encodes 1945 amino acids. Gene Ontology annotation, cellular component: late endosome; HOPS complex. The record is from RefSeq and is a predicted model, not a curated record. Gene Ontology annotation, biological process: endosomal vesicle fusion; protein targeting to vacuole. The transcript has 2 exons. Gene Ontology annotation, molecular function: protein binding. NCBI's taxonomy places the organism in Eukaryota, Apicomplexa, Aconoidasida, Piroplasmida, Babesiidae.
AUGGCUCGUUAUAGCCUCGAGGAGUUACUGCGUGCCACUGAUCUGUCUGAUGAUAGCGAUGUUGAUCGGUCGGACGGCAGUGCCUCCACUCUGCCGCAGGGCGGCAGAGUUGCGGUGAAUUACAAUGAAGUCCUGCGAUCGUAUCUUCAAGACAGAGACAGCGACUGUCUGUCUGUAUCUCCGGGUGACAGGAGUCCGCAGACGCCUUUUGGAGGUGUGAAGAGUACAGACACGGAUGCUUGGAACACACCAAAGGGAUGCAGUGCAUCUGCAGAGCUCAGCUCGACAUGCGUAGACAGCAUAUCCAGAGCGAACUCUCUGACUGCAAUUAGAGAACCUGGCUAUUUGAGUCCUCCUAGGAGGUCAAGCACGUCGCGUUUAACCGAUGGUGAGGAAACGCAGACAGGCUCCAACGACGCGGAGCAGCCUAGCAAACCUGAGGACGAGGGAGGCGCCGAACGCGGCAUGCCAGCAGUCACUUCCGAAUGCAACUGCACUGCCAAAUACGGUCCCGCAAUAAGGAAGUUAACGAAGUCAUCGUGCCCCUAUUUUUCGGCGAUUCGUAGCAUGAUCAUUCAGCAGCUCCAAACGUCAUCCAUCAUACACCGAAUCGCUUAUAUUAACAACGUGAAAAGCGACCAUUUGGGGGGCAUUUUGGCCCCGUUAGAUGAUGAGGAUGAGGCUGACUCCGAUUUUCCGGAAGAACCUUCGCCCACCUUGUAUCCGGCAAAGACAUGUUUGGAUUCUCUGGGCAUAUCAUUGAAGCGUCUAAAGCCCCCCGAAAAACCUGACCUGCUGAUUCGCCUUAGGCACAACGUAUCAAUCGCAUUAGAGAAGUUGCGGCUGUUCAACGAUGGCUUCAUCAACAUCGACGCAACGAAGGUGAACACAACCGCCGCGUCGCCGCACAAGCCAUAUUCGCCCUCGUGCAUUGCCGUCAACAACCGCCUGCUAGUUGUAGGCACAUCAGGAGGUUCAUUGUUGGUCUGUGACAUUACCAAUCACAGGAGUAAGAGGCAGUUCAGUCCUCACAACGUCGAUGUGGGAGAAGAUGAGACGGGCUAUGCAGAGGACCUCGUCUGGCGGGAGGUCGACUGCCAGAAUGACGCCAGCGUUACGUGCCUCGAUGUAUUACCGGAGUCUAAUUGGAUAUGUGCGGGGUAUAGUAACGCCAUGGUAAAAUUGGUACAGCUGAACAAGGAUGCAGUGAAAGCAAAAUCGAGCGAUGCACCUAAGUCAGACGCCGCUGAUGGCUCCGUUGCUUCAGAAUCAGGCCCUUCAAGCCGCGGCUUUGGGCUGAUGGCUGGAGCUGUAUCCGCUCUCGGGGGGUUCAAGAAAUCUGGAGCUCACGUAAUUUGCUCCGCCAAGCCGUUCAACGACGCCGUGACUUUCUGCAAGUUCACCUUAGGCGAGUCGCACGACGAGAUCUUUUGCGCUAAUCGGAACUCAAUAGCCCUUUUGACUUAUAGUAAAACAGUGCUCUCUCAUAACCUGAAUGUCAAGACAUUGGAUGCAUUCUCCGAGCGGCUGUUGGAACAUGAGGAGAUCGUCGACGUGGCAUGUCUGUCCUCUAAUCCGCAGUCCAAGUUCAUCACAGGCGUUCCUGUAAGCGGUUUAGUCGCGCUAGCAACUAUUAAGCGCUGCAUAGUGAUAGCCACGCGCCCCGAGCUUUCGAUACUGUUUCGCGUCCCGUUCACCGACCGUCCCAAGGCAGUGCAGGGUUCGGAUUGCACCAUACCCAGCAUCACAUGGAUGAUUUUGAACAACAGCGGGGAUAUAAAGCCGGUGCUUCUUAUAGUGCUCAGCUCGCGCAUAAGCUUCACGCUGUGCAACCUGUCUGCGGGCAAGCGUGGGAGCCCUCCUGUAUCGUGCAGCCACAUUGGAUACAUCCGAUUCGACAGUGCAAUCCGCCACGUUUAUACAGUGAGCCGAGAUAUGUUUGCGGUGGUGGAUUAUAAUAACGUCAUGCACAUAUUGCAAGUGAACGUCUUCGACAACGUUAUGCACUAUGACGUGGUGCGCUCUUUCGACUUCAAGGAGGCCGGCCUUGCUGACCUGUGGAUGGACAGGGUGAACAUCUCUCCCACGAUAGCAGUGCACGUGAGGACCAUAAAGAUGGCGGCAAAUAGCUACAAGAAGUUCUCCGCGUUGGUGUCUGAGAUGUUCCAGGGGAAGCGUAACGAGCAGCAAUUCGACCUUCGUGUUUUGUCGUUCUACAUUUCGACUAGCAAGGGAAUCUGGUCCUCCGAGAUCCACUCUUGGAUCAAGAGCAUCGGCGACCUCACUGCAACAAAGCACUUCGCGAACGCUUUCGCGAUAUCCCUUGGCCUUUGCAUAGGCAUGUUGCCGGGGCUGCUGGACUACAAGGCCUACGUCGACAACAUCCAAAAAUUGAUUUUGUAUGUGCUGCAUCAGUCGUCGGCGCAAAUUAUUCGUCUGUCUAAGUUGAUGGACACGGCCCAAAUGGCCUCCAUUGACGACGAGGACAACGACAGUUGGACCGAUCAGGUGAAGGAUGACAUCAACACCCAGAUCGACACGCUCUGCUGCUGCAUGCUCGACAUUUGCCUAUGUCUUGGAUUGUACGACUCACUAAACGACCUCAUAUACCGUUGCUUCGCGACCGUCGGAAUGCAGCGCGUUUUCGUGAAGUACGUCUUGCUGAAUUUGCACGUGGGACGGAUAGACCUGGCGCGCCUCAAACCUGCCAUAUUCGACUCCAUAUUCGAGUUUUACGAGAAAAUGCUGGAUAAUGUGCUGUCACUUGAUGGCAGCCACUCUGGGCAUGUCGAAGACUGGUUGGCGUUGCUGUGUGACGAGGUCGACAAUCGGCAGAGAGGCCAGUGUCCUAUACAGCGCCCAGGUCAAAUCUCUGCGCCUGAUGCUCGUGUUAUACUUUACGGCGUGCUCUGCAACCAGAUGUCCAGGUUCUACAUCUUCUGUUCGCGCAACGAAAUUCCUUUUGCGAAGGAGAAGGCCAUCUGCACCCUGUCCAAGCACUGCCAGUGGCACGCGGUGGUGCACUGUCCUGAACUCAUUGGGGACGACAUUUCAGUCGCGCUUGAGAUUCUUUAUUCCGAGCUGUCCAAUAAGUUGGACAAGUUGAGAAACGAUGAAGGCACUUCGUCUGCUGACUGUGUCUCUUUGCCGUGGUCCCAGAGCGAGGGGCUGUUUGUGACACGCGUGUUCUUCUCGUUCGUGAAUUCGUUCUUGACCUUCGCCAACUGCGGUUUGCCACAAGAGAAUGCUGCGACAAACUUCUGCAAAGUUCUUGGCUAUCUCACGUCUUCCACGUCAUUCAAGCCCUCAUUCCCCAUCACAUCGGAUGUUAAACAUGCGCGCCCUGAGCUCUCAUUUGAAGAUGAGGCAGUGGAUUUCGAUAAUAUGGAUCUUUUGACUUUUAAGGCCGCUAGUGGAGACGCAUUGAGUUCCCCUGCCCUUCAGCUGUUGAUUUCAACUUCCCCCAGGCUGUUGUUUGCGUGCCUCAUGAAUCUGCUGAUGACGCCCGAUUCCAUUUUUGAGGCGAAUGCUGAACUGCUGGGGACUAAGAUCGACAUAUUCAAUUUCGUCCUGGAAUCGCUCAUAGGCUGCCUUUCUAUCCUUGAGGCCUCGCAGUCGACUUUCACGGUUCGUUGUAUGAUGUCGAUGUUCGUUCUGGGCGUAAGUGCCUUCUCCGAGUCCUUUUACUUAUCGCUGAGAACCCAAGUGGUGGCUAUGUACACUCUUCUAACGGAAGUUGGGGAUGUUAGCCAUGACCCGUUUUUGGAUCCCGGGGAGUUGACAACCGACGAACUUAUCCUCCCUGACGGCAGUUUCAACAAUGCCUACUACCUGCACUCCUUCUGCAAGAAAUCCGACGAUCUUUUGGAGAACGUUCGCCAGUUUAACAUGUCGAGUUCCACUACGCGCGAGCUUUUGAAACUGUACAUUCGCCGGAGCCUAAUAGCCAUAUAUCGCAAGUACGACUGCGAGCCAAGUUGGACGCACAACGUGCACUUCGCCAACAUGAAGCGUAUAUGCAUGGGACUGCAGGAAUUGGCUGGUGAUUUCGACACUAGGCUGUUCCUAUGCGACGUAGCCGCCGAUUAUGCUAACGCAAUUAGCGCCUGCCAGACCGCCGGCAGCGACAUCGUGUUCAGUUAUCUGCGGCAAUGUCUGAAUUGCAUAAAAGCAGGUUCUACUGCAGGAGAAUUGCGUGUUAACGAGCUGGUACUGUCGGAUCCAUCUGUACAGAAGGAGUUUGUGGCUACUUUGAUGGAUGCACUGCCGCGUUUAAUCAAAGUCGACAUGAAGAGUGCGACGGCGUUGUUGGUAGAUACUCUAUCGGUGUCCAACAUGGCAAGCGUGUUCAAAGAGACUGCUUUGCAUUCGUCGCAGGAUUUGAUCAUUUCCACCCUUGGCGACUUCCCCGAGUUGAAGUUGGCGGUGCUGGAUGCCCUCCUUGGAAUAUCGGCAAAUGACAGCGCAACAAGCACAGAUAAAGACGCGAUCCUGUCCGUCUUACCAGGUUUGGAGAACUACUUCAUCCAGUAUCUGAAGUUGCUAUGCGACCACGAUCCCAGAGGCGUGUGCCCAUUUUUGAAACGCCAACGUCGCCUCGACUUUAGUACUUGCCUGCCAAUCUGCAUGUCGGCCAACAUCCACGAUGCAGUUGCGUACCUCUUUAUGAGAGCGGGAGAUUUUGAAUCGUCUUCCCGAUGGCUACUGGAUGCUUUCCGUGCGUCGGGCGACGACAUAGAGAUGUGCCACCGCCUGAUUGGCGAUGCGUACGAGCUGUGCAACGGAUUUUCUGAGUUCACUUCUCAUGAGAGCCUCGAGAACUUGUGGUUCAGCAUCUUGCGGUGCCUGGUUGACGUCGAGCGUAAAAAUGGUGACGCAAGCACCUUGAUCGAAAGGGUGUUCAACGUCGGUAUAUUGAAGUUCACCCGACUGACACGGGCCUUGGUGGAGCUGGAAGCCUACGAAUCUGUUUCCGUCUCCAUGUUCAAGCACCCGCUGCGCAUGUUGCUCUGCGACGUGGACUUCCAAACGUUCGCCGCCAAGGCGUCGUCAACCAUGGGGACCACCGUUCUGUGCAACGAGUUCCGGCAGAGCCUUGACUGCAACAAGCGUGGAGUGAUUGUCGAGGGCAGCGUUGAGUUACGCCGAAACCAUGAUAUAUGCGGCGUCUGUAGGCGCAAACUGUGGUCAAUUCCGCAACCUGAUGCGGGUGGCGGAGUAGACUCUCCACCCACUGAGGGUGCACCUCGUAACGACACAAGCCCGUCCACCACCGCGGCGAGCAACCUGUCACCACUGGAGAAGCAGUUGGGUAUUAUAUACACGCUGCAGACCUCUUCAAAGAAACAGGCGGCACACGAUACUAAUAAUCGCGCAUCUAGCCUCCACCUGCCAAAUUUGUACCAGGACCAGCUUUCAUCGCUCUUAAGCAUGAAGCCAUCUUCCGGCGGCUUGGGCAGAGCGAAGUGGAUGGCAUCUACAUCGGGAAUAUCGUCGGCAAUACCCCCGGACUUGCGAGCUCAUAUAAGGAGCUACACAUCGCAGAGCAUGGUACAGGUGUACUGUCGUGUUUGUGUUUCAGGACGCUAUGCAGACCGGGUGGUACCUGGUCGGUGCGUUGAUGAAGUAGGUCCUGCUCGAGCUGUUUCUGCCGAGUUCGGUGUCGUAACCGUUGAGACACUCCAGUAUGCUGGACUUUCCAAUAUGCCCGUAUCUGACGUGUUUGUUGGGCACCAGAAUCUCCGCGUACAGGCAUACGUUGCAUUUCUUGGCAUCGUCCUCGACGAUGACGGACUUGCAUUCAAGGUCCAUGGUCCCCCUGGAGGCGCUCUGUUCUGA